Molecule: messenger RNA, 651 nt
Organism: Vicugna pacos (alpaca)
Lineage: Eukaryota; Metazoa; Chordata; Mammalia; Artiodactyla; Camelidae
Source: RefSeq, a predicted model, not a curated record
AUGGGCAGCAGGCCCCGCAGCCCCAGCGCCUACUCUGUGGACCGGUGGGGACCUCAGGCCGAGGGAGCCGGCCCUGCCAAGCGCCGCCGAACCAACGAGCCCUCGGACCCCGAGUCUGAGGCAGCGUCCAGCCCGGACAACCUGACCAGGCCCCGGGCCGCGGACGCGCGCACCUCUGUGGUGGUUCUGGAUGCCGACUGUGCCUUAUACCUGCCCCUAGACGACGUUGACCUGGUGCUGGAGCCCGAGGCUACGUCUGUGCAGCAAGUAUCUCUCAGAGAUCACACCGUUAUGGUGGUCCCCGAAACCCUCCUGGCCUCCGUAACGGAAUGCUUGGGAGGACAAGGCCACUCAUCUCUCGGCCUGGAACAGGGAGCUCUUCUGAGCGCUCCCGGGGAGUAUAUCGCCCUCGAGCAGGGAUUCUUAUACGGAUCUGUCCCAGAGAUCGCCGCACAGGAAGAGGUUUCCGAGGAGGAUGUGGACGCCGAGUUCCUGCUGCCUGGAAUGGAAGCUGCAGCCGGCUCAGUCGCUGGGCUCCGCUCCCCUCUCCUCACGAGCGCCCCCAACGCCCUCAUGGUCCUGCGCGCAAGGCCCAGAGAUGCCUGUUCCCGGAAUCAGUUGCCUCCCUCAAUUCCUCGCCACCUGGCUUAG